AUGUGGUCUGACUUAUCCAAACACAUUGCCUCUGCAGCCACUCUGCUGAGAGGACAAGGAGACAACAGGAACACUACAGAUGUGACCAAGCCGAUCCUCUCCUACAGACCCAUCCCGAGGGCCGAGGAAACGGACUCCAGCGGCCCCGAGCCUCCCGUCCCUCACCGUCCUUCCCGCCCCUCACCGUCUCUGCCGCCGCCAACGCCGCAAAGACGAGUCAGCGCCACCGAGGCGGAAGUGACGCACACGAACCGCGCCUCAGGAAAGCCCUAUGCCCCCUGGGAAAUGGAGUCCUGUGGGCACGCAGGGGUUCUGCGCCUGCGCAGAGCGCGCUUCCUGCGCUGCCCAUUGCCCACGGUGGCGGAAAUUUUGCUCCUCACACACGUGGAGCAGCAGCUGGGUCUCUUUGUUGUGUUCAGUGCUGCCCUGGACAUGGAGCUGUCGGAUGAUUCCUUCCCCCCAGAAUAUUUUGGCAUCGUCUCUGGCAUGCUCAACGUCAAGUGGGACAGGAUUGCUCCAGCCAGCAAUGUGUCCCACACCGUGGUUCUGCGGCCUCUCAAGGCUGGGUACUUCAACUUCACCUCUGCCACCAUCACGUACCUGGCACAGGAGGGUGCCCAGGUGGUGGUUGGCUUCACCAGUGCUCCUGGGCAGGGAGGAAUCCUGGCUCAGCGUGACUUCGACAGGAGGUUCUCCCCUCACUUUCUGAAUUGGGCGGCAUUUGGAGUGAUGACCCUGCCCUCCAUCGGAAUCCCUCUGCUGCUCUGGUACUCGAGCAAGAGGAAGUAUGACACCCCCAAGAGCAAAAAGAACUGAGCAGAGCCCAAUGCCAGCAGCAGCAGCCCAGAGCUCGGGACAGGACACCCCCAAAGCCCCAAGAACAGCAGCUGGGUUGGGAUCCAUCUCCUGCCAGGUGCUGCCUGCGUGGUGCUUCAGCCCUCUGGGCAAAGGAUUCAGUGGCUGCAGCAGCAGCUGUGAGGUGUCCUCUGUGUUUGAAUGGAGAAACAAGCAAACA
Zonotrichia leucophrys gambelii is the source of this 1015-nucleotide messenger RNA. RefSeq names its product signal sequence receptor subunit 2 (gene SSR2). NCBI's taxonomy places the organism in Eukaryota, Metazoa, Chordata, Aves, Passeriformes, Passerellidae. The record is from RefSeq and is a predicted model, not a curated record. The coding region runs from base 1 to 816 and encodes 271 amino acids. The transcript has 6 exons. Gene Ontology annotation, cellular component: endoplasmic reticulum.